AUGUCGCUGUCCCCAGCCUGGAGAAGGCAAGCGCUGAAACGAAGAGUCUUCACCUCAGCCACUGCAGUGCCGUGGGCUCAAACGCUGCAGGGUUUUACGUUGUUGGGGUCUGUAACAGGGCACGGCCUCAAGGACUCUUGUUUCCUAAAAACGUUGCAAAGCAACGGGAACACGGAUGAAGCAGAUAUGCCAGGUAGCCCACACAACCAGUUCACCUUCAGACCUCUCCCACCGCCGCCUCCACCACCGCAUGCCUGCACCUGCGCCAGGAAACCACCUCCAACAGCUGACUCUCUCCAGAGAAGAUCAAUGACCACCCGCAGCCAACCCAGUCCUGCUGCCCCGACUCCCCCCACCAGUACACAAGAUUCGGUGCAUCUCCAUAACAGCUGGGUCUUGAACAGCAACAUACCGCUGGAAACCAGGCAUUUCCUAUUUAAACAUGGAUCCGGGUCUUCAGCUAUCUUCAGCGCAGCCAGUCAGAACUAUCCUUUAACAUCCAAUACUGUUUACUCUCCACCUCCUAGGCCUCUUCCUAGAAGUACCUUUUCCAGACCUGCCUUCACUUUUAACAAACCUUACAGGUGUUGCAACUGGAAGUGCACUGCUUUGAGCGCUACUGCUAUCACAGUUACCCUGGCGCUGCUGCUAGCCUAUGUUAUCGCAGUACACUUGUUUGGUUUAACCUGGCAACUACAGCCUGUUGAAGGGCAGCUGUAUGAAAAUGGAGUUAGCAAAGGAAAUAAAGGAACAGAAUCCAUGGGUACUACUUACUCACCAAUUGGAGGAAAAGUUUCUGAUAAAACGGAAAAAAAAGUGUUUCAGAAGGGACGGGCCAUAGACACAGGAGAAGUUGAGAUUGGAGCACAAGUUAUGCAGACGAUCCCCCCUGGUUUAUUCUGGCGCUUUCAGAUUACUAUACAUCACCCCAUGUACCUGAAAUUUAACGUUUCACUGGCGAAGGAUUCUCUGCUGGGAAUUUACGGCAGAAGAAACAUUCCACCUACUCACACUCAGCCGUACCCUCAAACCGUGCCGCCUCAGGGGAACGGACAGGGCUGUGCCGGAACGGUCAGCAGUUGCGACCGCUGUGACGUGACUCUCCGGGAGGCUGGACGGUUUGAUUUUGUAAAACUGAUGGAUGGAAAACAGUUGAUUAAACAGGAACCAAAAAACUCAGAGGAGCCUCAGCAAGCUCCCAGGAAUCUGAUCUUGACUUCACUGCAAGAGACAGGUUUCAUCGAGUAUAUGGAUCAAGGAGCUUGGCAUAUGGCAUUCUACAAUGAUGGAAAAAAAGUGGAGCAAGUGUUUGUACUAACUACAGCAAUUGAAAUCCUGGACGACUGCUCUACUAACUGCAAUGGGAAUGGAGAAUGUAUCUCAGGGCACUGCCACUGUUUCCCGGGAUUCCUUGGUCCUGAUUGUGCAAAAGAUUCCUGUCCGGUGCUGUGCAGUGGAAAUGGAGAAUAUGAGAAAGGUCACUGUGUGUGUCGAAAUGGGUGGAAAGGACCAGAGUGUGACGUUCCAGAAGAACAGUGUAUUGAUCCAACCUGCUUUGGCCAUGGUACUUGUAUCAUGGGCAUCUGCAUCUGUGUCCCUGGUUACAAAGGAGAAAUUUGUGAAGAAGAGGACUGCUUGGAUCCGAUGUGCUCUGGCCACGGGGUGUGCGUUCAGGGGGAGUGUCACUGCUCGCCGGGCUGGGGCGGUGUGAGCUGCGAGGCGGCGCUUCCCGCGUGCCAGGAGCAGUGCUCGGGGCACGGGACGUUCCUCCUGGACACGGGACUCUGCAGCUGUGAGCCGCAGUGGACAGGUUCGGACUGUUCAACAG
This is a messenger RNA of Phaethon lepturus (White-tailed tropicbird), 1828 nucleotides long. RefSeq names its product teneurin-1-like. The annotation marks the transcript as partial. The transcript is spliced from 10 exons. NCBI's taxonomy places the organism in Eukaryota, Metazoa, Chordata, Aves, Phaethontiformes, Phaethontidae. Gene Ontology annotation, molecular function: protein heterodimerization activity; cell adhesion molecule binding; protein homodimerization activity. Gene Ontology annotation, cellular component: membrane; neuron projection. The record is from RefSeq and is a predicted model, not a curated record. Gene Ontology annotation, biological process: neuron development; heterophilic cell-cell adhesion; signal transduction.